CUGCGAUUUCGACAUUCGGUAAAAUUGGUUAGAACACAGUGAACACACUGAAUUAUUUAUGUACAAAAAUCAUCGUUUAUUCAGAUUGUACAAGAAAAGAUUCAAAGUUUUUUUAGAUGACCUGCAAUAUAUGAGUCACCGCUAAACUCGAGUUAUAGCGUCACUGUUACUUGGAGUCAGUGGCAUUGCCACUUCGAGGUUUGUAUAGUUCAUUCAGGGAGACUAUAAUUUAUAGACGAACUACUCAAAUACAAGGUAAUCAACUAUUCGUAAAAUGUGUGAUGAGUAUGGCGGUGCAGAUGACUUUGAAUCAGAUGAAGAGCCUCUGGACGAGGUACCAGAAGAGGAUUUAGACACAAAACCUGAAGGUGUCACGUACAUAACAGCUGAUGAGGCGCCGCGCUUAUCAGGUCAAAAUAUGGCUGCCCCAGUAGAAAAAAGUAAACGGAUUACUACUCCAUAUCUUACGAAAUAUGAGCGUGCUAGAGUUUUAGGUGCACGAGCUCUGCAACUAUCAAUGUCUGCUCCCGUUAUGGUCGAACUGGAUGGUGAACGAGAUCCUCUAAAAAUUGCUGAAAAGGAAUUAAGGGCUAACAAGAUACCUAUCAUUAUUCGACGUUUCCUUCCUGAUGGGAGUUUUGAAGACUGGAGUUUGGAUGAACUUAUUUUGACAGAAUAAAUUCAUAUUUUUUGUUUU
Schistosoma margrebowiei is the source of this 697-nucleotide messenger RNA. The record is from the annotation of a GenBank genome assembly. NCBI's taxonomy places the organism in Eukaryota, Metazoa, Platyhelminthes, Trematoda, Strigeidida, Schistosomatidae.